AUGGACAAACCAAAUAUUCCGCAGAAUCCUUUUGAUUCAUUCUCAUACCAUGAGCCUUUGGAGUCACCAGAAGAAUUUGCAGAACCAUGUAUUUUGGGUGUCGAUGAAGCUGGAAGGGGACCAGUGAUUGGACCCAUGGUCUAUGCAUGUGCAUUCUGCCCUCUCUCAUACAAAGAUACACUGGCCAAGGCUGGGUACAAUGAUUCCAAGCAACUGACAGCUGCAACACGGUCAAAUCUACUUGAUGUUGUGCGUGCAGAUCCACAUGUGAGCUGGGCUGUCACUGUGAUGAGUGCACGCGAUAUUUCUUCAGGCAUGCUGCGACCCAAGACCAGUGCGUAUAACCUCAAUAACCAAGCGCACGAUGUGACAAUUGCGUUGAUCCAGCAAACAUUACAGCGUGGGGUUAAUAUAGCCGAGAUUUACGUUGAUACUGUAGGUCCGCCUGCUAGUUAUCAGGAUAAACUUUCGCGGCGGUUCCCUGGAAUCAAAAUCACAGUUGCCAAAAAGGCUGAUUCACUUUAUCCUAUUGUAUCUGCUGCAUCAAUUUGUGCCAAGGUCACGCGUGAUGAGUGUCUGGUGGUACAUGACGAAAGUGGUAACGGGUCAUGGGGGUCUGGCUACCCAUCGGACCCGCGCACGGUUGCAUGGCUCAAGAGCUCGGUAGAUCCGUUAUUUGGAUACUCGGGGCAGGUGCGAUUUAGUUGGAGCACUGUGACAGAUUUGUUAUCAGCAGGCCGAGAUGUCAAAUGGGCGGAUGAUUAUGAUGAGGAGGCCAAGAAGAAGGCUAAGGGGGUUGGACGGUACUUUAGCAAUGAAAGUAAAGAGGAAAAGGAAGAUAGAAAGAAGAUGAAGUUGGAGGAAUUAUCAGUUUCUAAUUUGUGGUACGGGAAACCUGGUGGAAAAAAAGAUUUGUGGAUGUAA
Molecule: messenger RNA, 924 nt
Organism: Magnusiomyces paraingens
Lineage: Eukaryota; Fungi; Ascomycota; Dipodascomycetes; Dipodascales; Dipodascaceae
Exons: 1
Coding region: 1-924 (307 amino acids)
Biological process (GO): DNA replication, removal of RNA primer; mismatch repair
Cellular component (GO): ribonuclease H2 complex
Molecular function (GO): RNA binding; RNA-DNA hybrid ribonuclease activity
Source: RefSeq, a predicted model, not a curated record